Molecule: messenger RNA, 1762 nt
Organism: Triticum aestivum (bread wheat)
Lineage: Eukaryota; Viridiplantae; Streptophyta; Magnoliopsida; Poales; Poaceae
Product: fatty acyl-CoA reductase 1
Exons: 11
Coding region: 89-1588 (499 amino acids)
Biological process (GO): long-chain fatty-acyl-CoA metabolic process; suberin biosynthetic process
Cellular component (GO): intracellular membrane-bounded organelle
Molecular function (GO): alcohol-forming very long-chain fatty acyl-CoA reductase (NADP+) activity
Source: RefSeq, a predicted model, not a curated record
CGUUUGACAACCUAACACACAACAGAUACUCUUUCAGCCAGGAGACACAGAUCUCACGCCCUCUCGAGGCACUGCAAGCUCGGCAACGAUGAUCGGCGAAAUGGACGCGGACAUGGUCGUAGGAUACUUCGGCGGCAAGAGCAUCCUCAUCACCGGCUCAACUGGGUUCUUAGGAAAAGUUCUCGUGGAGAAGAUACUCAGGGUGCAGCCUGAUGUCAAGAAGCUCUUCCUCUUGGUUCGCGCCCCCGACGUCGAAUCCGCAAAGCUUCGGAUUCAGACUGAGGUCACAGGGAGGGAGAUCUUUCUAGUUCUGAAAGAAAAACAUGGUAUGGGGUUCGACGAUUUCAUCGAAGAAAAGAUAUGCCCUUUGGCAGGAGACAUCAUGUAUGAGAACUUUGGACUAGACACUGCCAACCUGAGAGAAUUGUCCAAGGACAUAGACAUCAUCGUCAACAUAGCUGCGAUUACAAACUUCUCUGAAAGAUACGACGUGGCUUUCGAUGCUAACGUGUUGGGAGCGAAGCACGUGUGCGCAUUCGCAAGGAAGUGUACGAAACUCAAGAUGCUGCUUCAUGUUUCAACUGCCUAUGUAGCUGGUGAACAAGAGGGGCUAAUACUAGAGAAGCCAUUCUUGAUGGGUGAGACACUAAGGGAGGGCACACAUUUGGACAUCGAAUCCGAGUUAACUCUGAUCAGAGAGACCAGGCGAGAGUUGAAGGACAACUGUUCUUCGGAGAAGGCUGAGAGGAGAACCAUGAAGGAGCUUGGCCUCAAGAGGGCUCGGCAGUUUGGGUGGCCAAACACCUAUGUCUUCACCAAGGCAAUGGGGGAGAUGCUGCUGGGGCAUCUGCCAGGGGAGCUUCCCGUGGUCAUCCUCCGGCCGAGCAUCAUAACCAGCAUCCUCAAGGAGCCAUUACCUGGAUGGAUGGAAGGAAUCAGGACAGACGAUCACGCGGUGGUCAUCGGCUACGCCAAGCAGACCUUGCCAUUCUUCCUAGUCGACCUCAGCUUGAUAAUGGACGUGAUUCCUGGGGACAUGGUGGUGAACGCUAUGAUGGUGGCCAUGGCGGCCCACUCGGAGGAGCGGGCGCAGACCAUCUACCACGUGACGUCGUCGCUGCGCAACCCGGCGCCCUACGCGAUCCUGGCGGAUACGGGGCACCGCUACUUCUACGACAAUCCGCCGCGCACGGGGAGGAACGGCGAGCCCGCCCGGCUCAACAAGAUGCGCUUCUUCAGCACGGUGGCGCGGCUGAGCCUGUACAUGGCCGUCAGGUACAGGCUCCCGCUCGAGAUGCUUCGGCUGGUGAACAUUGCGCUCUGCGGCUUCUUCUCGCAGCGCUACGACGACCUCAGCAGGAAGUACAGGUUCAUCGUGCAGCUCAUCGAGCUCUACGCGCCCUACAGCUUGUUCAAAGGCUGCUUUGAUGACAUGAACACGGAGAGGCUAAGGAUGGCGAUGAAGAAGGAGCAACAUAGCAACAUUGCAGAAGAAUUCUACUUUGAUUUCGAUCCCAAGUCCAUCGACUGGGACAGCUAUUUCUAUGGUGUUCACAUCCCCGGUGUGCUCAAGUACAUGCGUGAUUGAGUUACAAGUAUUUAACUAGUCAAAUUUCCAGCCAGUUGCUACCACUGAAACUUGAGAACAAUUGUCUCCCUUUUUUUGGGAAUGAUUUAAACAUUGAUCGCCAUGCCUACCACGCGGUAAUAAUUGUCUCCCUUUGUUAUGCGGCUCUUUUUCUUCUCCGGGUUUUAUUAUGCA